Molecule: messenger RNA, 1023 nt
Organism: Lodderomyces beijingensis
Lineage: Eukaryota; Fungi; Ascomycota; Pichiomycetes; Serinales; Debaryomycetaceae
Source: the annotation of a GenBank genome assembly
AUGGACACAUGUCGAAACCCACUCCAGGUGCUCACAUCAAAGUACGAGAUCUGCGUUAUUGGCGCCGAAAACACAGGCAAGUCGACCCUCAUAUACACCUACGUGCACUCGACGCCUCCACCACCACCGCAGUCAUCACAUCACCGCCAAAUCGAGAAUGAAAACUUGUACCAGAAACACAUCUACAACCCACAAACGCACGCCGUACACAGCUUCUCCAUCUUUGACUCGAAUUUCGGCCGCGACGAGAUGUUCACCGCGCGCGAGCGCUUGCCCGUGAUGAAUGCCCACUGCAUCAUGCUCGUUUAUGCCAUUGACGAUUACGACUCGUUUGCAGUGAUGGAGGACUUGCACGCGGGCGUGAUGUCGGUGCGGCGUGACCAAGCUGGGGAGGAGCCGGCGUGUGUUGUUGUUGCCACGAAGCUGGAUUUGGAUGCGAGUGCGCGCUGCGUGAGUGAGUGCGAGGGGAGGGAGCUUGCCGCUAGGUUGGGCGCGAUGCUGUUUCAUGAGUGCUCGGCGCGCGAUGGCGGCGCGGCGCUGGUGCUGGGGGCGUUCGAGGAGUUGGUGGAGUUUCUAGCUCGCAGGAGCCAAAAGGAACGCGAGAGCGAAGCUGAGCGUUCCCGCGCGGUGCCAACCAGCGCCAGUGGUAACGGUAAUGGUAAUGGUAGCUCGUUUUCCGAUGAAGAAGAAGAAGAAGAAGAAGGGGCUAAUGGUGCUUUGGUUGGAGAAUCAUCCAUGAUGAACCCAAUCGUACGAAAGACGAGCCACGAAAGUGUCAAGUUGCACAGCUCGUCCUCGCUGGCGACCCUACCAGUCCAAGUCAAUAAAAAUAACAAGGUGGAUAAACAUAGUCGACAGCUGUCUCAAGCUACCACUACUGCGACUGCUACUUCCACCACAAGUCAAGCGAAACGACAACCACCCCAUAAACCAUUCCAUAAACCACCCCAAAGACAAAACCUAGGUAAACUCGACAACAACCACAACGCUCGAGAAAUUCACAAGUGCUGUAUUAUAAUGUAA